UAAGCACUUAUCUGAUCUGACCAUUUGGGAUUUAUCUGUGACAAAACUUAAACCCCUCAACUAAACCCCUGCAGAUGCUACGCCACCUCCUAACCAUGGUCCGCCACCGUUCAACCACCGCACUCUACAACCACCACUACCGCCACUUAUAUCGCUCAGCCUCCUACAAACACCCCAAGACCCCAACCCCGCCGUCCCCACCGAAGCCUCCGAAAGCCCCUCAAAAACCCCAAACCUUCACUUUCCAUGAUGUCACUUGGGAAGAUCCUUACUCCUGGAUGUCUUCUCUCCAAGACAAAGUCGCCAUGCGCCACAUGGACAUGUAUAUGGAACAAGAAGAAAAGUACACUGAGGCUGUCAUGUCAGAUACUGAACGUCUCCAAACUAAGCUCCAAUCUGAGAUGGCUUCUCGCUUGGACUUUGACCUCUCUACCCCUCCACUCCGUUGGGGUCCCUGGCUGUAUUAUAGAAGGGUGGAGGAGGGGAAGCAGUAUCCAGUGCUAUGUAGGAGAUUGGCGAGCUUGAAUGAUGAGUUCAUUUCGCAUAAGUCUCCCAGUGCUGGAUUUGAUUUUACAUCUGGGAAGAGGAUUGAGCAGAAGCUGCUUGAUUACAAUCAAGAAGCUGAGAGAUUUGGAGGUUAUGCUUAUGAAGAAUUAUCAGAGAUAUCACCGGAUCAUAAGUUUCUCGCAUACACCAUGUAUGAUAAGGACAAUGACUACUUCAAGUUAUCUGUGAGGAAUUUGAAUUCUGGUGCAUUAUGCAGCAAGCCUAAUGCAAAUCGUGUUUCAAAUUUGGCAUGGAUCAAGGAUGGGCAGGCAUUGCUCUAUGUCAUUACUGAUGAAAAUAGGAGGCCACAUAGGAUAUACUGUAGCAUGAUUGGAUCAACUGAAGAAGAUGUUUUGCUGCUGGAAGAACAAGAUGAAACUGUGUAUGUAAACAUAAGGCACACAAAGGAUUUCCAUUUUGUCACUGUUAAUACCUUUUCUCCUACAUCUUCAAAGGUCUUUCUGAUAAAUGCAGCUGACCCAUUUUCUGGCAUGACAUUAGUUUGGGAGAGUGAAGGUAUUGUCCACUGCAUUCUUGAGCAUCAUCAGGGAUACCUCUAUUUAUUCACAGAUGCAGCCAAGGAUGGACACGUAGUUGAUAGUCAUUAUCUUCUUUGCAGCCCUGUUGAUUGUCCAUCCAAUCCUAGAAUUUGGGAGAGUGUAUUCAUUGAUGAUCAAGACUUAAUCAUAGAGGAUGUUGAUUUCAGCAACUCACGCCUGGUACUUAUUACUAGGGAAGGUCGAAAUUUUGGAAUCUGCUCUGUUGCUUUACCGUUGCUAGGCAGGAAGCAAGCAGUUUAUCUGAGAGAGCUUAACCCUCAUUUCCUUCCUCUUCCCAAGAAUGUUUGUAAAAUUUCUCCUGGGCCAAACUAUGACUUCUACUCCACAACUAUGCGAUUCACAAUAUCAUCACCUGUGAUGCCUGAUGCUGUGGUUGAUUAUGAUCUAUCAAAUGGCAAGUGGAAUAUCGUUCAACAGCAAAAUAUACUUCAUGAAAGAACUCGGAUUUUGUAUGGUACAGCCUUAUCUUCAGCCAUUGCUGAGAAAUCAACAAAUGUGAAGAAUUCUUCCACGAAUGAUGUCAAAUCUGAAGAUGAUAACCUGUGGAAUGACCUCUCUGAAUUUUAUGCUUGUGAACAUUAUGACGUCUCUUCUUAUGAUGGAACUGUGGUUCCUUUAACUAUUGUUUACUCAUGCAAAAAUAGAAAGGAUAAGCAAAGCCCUGGAUUGCUUCAUGGACAUGGAGCUUUUGGUGAAAUACUUGAUAAACAGUGGCGCAGUGAAUUGAAAAGCCUUCUUGAUCGUGGUUGGAUUGUUGCUUAUGCUGAUGUAAGAGGUGGUGGUGGUGGUGGUGGCAAGAAGUGGCAUCAUGAUGGCAGAGGCACGAAGAAACAGAAUUCCAUUAGAGAUUAUAUCUCUUGUGCAAAGUACCUUGUUGAAAAAGAGAUUGUGCAAGAAAACAAGCUUGCUGCUUGGGGGUAUAGUGCAGGAGGACUGCUGGUUGCCUCAGCCAUCAAUUGCUCCCCAGAGUUAUUUCGUGCUGCAGUUUUGAAAGUUCCAUUUUUAGAUGCAACCAACACUCUUCUCUAUCCCAUUUUACCUCUCACUGCUGUUGAUUACGAAGAGUUUGGGUACCCUGGGGAUAUUGAUGACUUUCAUGCCAUAAGGAAAUUUUCUCCCUAUGACAAUAUUCAGAAGGAUGUUCUUUAUCCAUCUGUACUGGUCUCCUCAUCUUUCAAUACACGAUUUGGGGUAUGGGAAGCGGCAAAAUGGGUCGCUCGAGUCCGGGAACAAACUAUUUAUGACCCCAAACAUCCCAUACUACUUAAUUUAAUGACAGAUAUUGUGGAGGAAAACAGAUAUCUUCAGUGCAAAGAGUCAGCUUUGGAGACUGCAUUUCUCUUAAAGGCAAUGGAGUCAUAAGUUGGCUUUAACCAUACCACCCUAUGAGUCUGCCAGUGAUCUUUUGCAAUGCAUGGAAGCUAGAAAAGUUGGGGUACAUCUCUGAAGUGGCCAAAACUGAGAUAAUCCUGAUCAUCCUUUACUUACCUGCUCGUACCCAAUCCAGGGUUAGAUGAUGGGGCUUUGUCCAUGGUUUUAUUCUGAUUUGGUUGCUUUGGUGUUGUAUAGAUUUGGAAUCUGCUUUCUUUGGGGUUAUAAGUCGUGGCCUACUCAAGUGGUUCAUCGUGCUAAAGCAGCCAAUUGAAAAAGGACAGGGAGAACUUCAGAUGAUGCACGAGUCAGAAAUUCAAUUUUCUGGCCAUGUGUUGCUUUCACUCAUUGUGAUUAUUAUUUAUAAGUUUGUUAUCUGUAAAUGUCAUUGUACCUUAUCCCUUAUUUAAUAGUUAAUAAUGAAGUGCAAUUUUUGGUGGAGAGA
Molecule: messenger RNA, 2922 nt
Organism: Theobroma cacao (cacao)
Lineage: Eukaryota; Viridiplantae; Streptophyta; Magnoliopsida; Malvales; Malvaceae
Product: Prolyl oligopeptidase family protein
Biological process (GO): proteolysis
Molecular function (GO): serine-type endopeptidase activity
Source: RefSeq, a predicted model, not a curated record